This is a messenger RNA of Lepus europaeus (European hare), 2700 nucleotides long. It is a transcript of the gene DYNC1I1, whose product is annotated as dynein cytoplasmic 1 intermediate chain 1. Gene Ontology annotation, molecular function: dynein heavy chain binding; dynein light chain binding. NCBI's taxonomy places the organism in Eukaryota, Metazoa, Chordata, Mammalia, Lagomorpha, Leporidae. Gene Ontology annotation, cellular component: cytoplasmic dynein complex. The record is from RefSeq and is a predicted model, not a curated record. The transcript is spliced from 17 exons. Gene Ontology annotation, biological process: transport along microtubule. The coding region runs from base 67 to 1953 and encodes 628 amino acids.
GUGAGACAGCACAUCCUGCCCGCCCGGCGCCCCGCCGCCGCCGUGCCGCGCGUCCAGGCAACCACCAUGUCUGACAAAAGUGACUUGAAAGCUGAACUGGAACGCAAAAAGCAGCGCUUAGCACAGAUUAGAGAAGAGAAGAAACGUAAGGAAGAGGAAAGGAAAAAGAAGGAGGCGGAUCUGCAGCAGAAGAAAGAGCCUGUCCAGGAUGACUCUGACCUGGAUCGGAAGCGGCGGGAGACGGAGGCUCUUCUGCAGAGCAUCGGGAUAUCGCCUGAGCCCCCGCUAGUCCCAACCCCUAUGUCUCCCUCCUCGAAAUCAGUGAGCACUCCCAGUGAAGCCGGCAGCCAAGACUCAGGCGAUCUGGGGCCGUUAACAAGGACCCUGCAGUGGGACACAGACCCCUCAGUGCUCCAGCUGCAGUCAGACUCAGAACUUGGAAGGCGACUGCAUAAGCUGGGCGUGUCGAAGGUUACCCAAGUGGACUUCCUGCCGAGGGAAGUAGUGUCCUACUCCAAGGAGACCCAGACUCCGAUCGCCACGCAUCAGUCCGAAGAAGAUGAAGAAGAUGAGGAAAUGGUGGAACCUAAAGUUGGCCACGACUCAGAACUGGAAAGUCAAGACCCAAAACAGGAGGUGAAGGAAGCCCCUCCCAGGGAACUGACAGAAGAAGAGAAACAGCAGAUCCUUCAUUCAGAGGAGUUUCUCAUCUUUUUUGAUCGGACAAUACGGGUCAUUGAGAGAGCUCUGGCUGAAGACGCUGACAUCUUUUUUGACUACAGCGGUCGAGAGUUAGAGGAGAAAGAUGGGGAUGUUCAAGCUGGAGCCAACCUGUCUUUCAACCGCCAGUUCUACGAUGAGCAUUGGUCCAAGCAUCGAGUGGUCACUUGUAUGGACUGGUCUCUCCAGUACCCUGAGCUGAUGGUCGCUUCUUACAACAACAAUGAAGAUGCUCCCCACGAACCAGAUGGAGUGGCCUUGGUUUGGAACAUGAAGUUUAAGAAAACCACCCCAGAGUAUGUCUUCCACUGUCAGUCCUCCGUGAUGUCAGUCUGCUUUGCCCGUUUCCACCCAAAUCUGGUGGUUGGUGGCACCUAUUCGGGCCAGAUCGUCCUGUGGGACAAUCGUAGUCACCGAAGGACACCGGUGCAGCGGACACCCUUGUCAGCAGCUGCGCACACACAUCCUGUGUACUGUGUCAAUGUGGUUGGGACCCAGAAUGCUCAUAAUCUCAUCACUGUUUCCACCGAUGGGAAAAUGUGUUCCUGGAGCCUGGACAUGCUCUCCACGCCACAGGAGAGCAUGGAGCUGGUGUACAAUAAGUCCAAGUCCAUCGCUGUUACCGGAAUGGCUUUCCCGACGGGAGAUGUCAAUAACUUCGUGGUCGGCAGUGAGGAGGGUACGGUCUACACGGCUUGUCGUCACGGAAGCAAGGCAGGCAUUGGUGAGGUCUUUGAAGGUCACCAAGGGCCAGUGACGGGAAUUAACUGCCACAUGGCAGUGGGACCAAUCGAUUUCUCUCACCUGUUCGUUACAUCGUCAUUUGACUGGACUGUCAAGCUGUGGACCACAAAGCACAACAAGCCGCUGUACUCCUUUGAGGACAACGCGGACUACGUGUACGACGUCAUGUGGUCCCCCGUGCACCCCGCGCUCUUCGCCUGCGUCGACGGGAUGGGGCGCCUGGACCUGUGGAACCUCAACACCGACACGGAGGUUCCAACAGCAAGCGUGGCCAUUGAGGGGGCAUCGGCCCUGAACCGAGUCCGCUGGGCUCAGGCCGGCAAGGAAGUCGCCGUGGGGGACUCCGAAGGCCGCAUUUGGAUCUACGACGUCGGAGAGCUCGCAGUUCCGCACAACGAUGAGUGGACGCGGUUCGCCAGGACCCUCGUGGAGAUUCGCGCCAACAGAGCUGACAGCGAGGAGGAAGGCGCGGUGGAGCUCGCUGCCUAGCGGACCUGAGCCGCCCCUGUGUCAGUCAGUGUCCACCCAGUGUCCGUGUCGCUGUGACCGCUUGGGCGUCCUUGUGCCAGCCUUGAUCCAAGUGUCCCAGCUGUAUCCCACCGUCUUCCUGCUGACCCGAGGUUCACCGGAGUAUGUGUCUUUAUACUUCUGUCUGAAAUGAAGGGGGUGGAGGGAAGACCUUUACGGCUUUAGUUGUUGCCUUUUAACUACUUAGUAGCUGUAUUUAAUAGCUGGAAAAUUCUGGUUAAAUUUGUGCUUACAUGCACUUCUGUAUAGUCCUAUUAAAUCCAUCUGAAGCCAGAUAUGAUUGGGUGCAGAUGUGGCGUGCCUCGUGUGGUACAGGGCCAGCAGCUUGCAGCGUGCUGUUUUCCAUGGUGACUCGCAGUAUGAAUGGAUUUACUAGAACGUUGCUGCUCCUUAUUUAUUGUAGUGUGCUGCAUGGAACGUAUUUAUUUGAAAGCAUUAAAAUAAACGAUCCUGGAGCAUGUGCAUAAUGAGAGGACUGUAUUCUCUGUGCUGCUCUCGAGUUCCAAAUAACAAUUACUGUAUGGCAGCGCCACUGCGGGCCUGAGCGCUUGCGAGGUGGUUGCAGUGAACGAAUGCCUAUUAUUUCUAGGUACUUUAACAAUAUUUCAAAUAGAGCUGACCAUUGAUACUUGUCAUUCAAGCGAACGCAGGCCAACAAAAGUCUGCGGUUCCUAAGUAUGACACCAGAAUUGCCAAUAAAACAUUCCA